AUGGCGUUGCUUUUCGAUCCCCAUUUCACGCUGUUACGAGAAGAUCAAAGCGCCAAACUCUUCAAUGUGUUACUCGUGAUCUCACAGGCGUUAGGAGGUUUGGCUAUCCUACUGGUUGCCAUUUGGAUGGGUGGUUAUGAAGACGGUUUUUCGUGGACUGAAGACCCAGAACGAGAGUUUCACUAUCAUCCAACGUUUAUGGUUAUGGGAAUGGUCUUCCUCUACGGUGAAUCCAUGCUCGUUUACCGUGUGUUCCGUAAUGAACGUAAGAAAUUCAGCAAGACUCUUCAUGUCUGUCUGCAUUCAAUGGUUUUAGUCUUUAUGAUCAUUGCCUUGAAAGCCGUCUGGGACUCGCAUGAUUUGCACAAAACCGAACAAGGUGAAUUGGAUCCGCUACCAAACAUGAUUUCGCUUCACUCUUGGAUCGGACUUAGUGUUGUCAUCGCAUUUUCUGCGCAGUAUGCUGUCGGCUUCAUCACCUUCUUCGCUCCUGGCUUGUCGAUCCCAAUUCGCCAACUGGUGAUGCCGUUCCACCAAUUGAUCGGCAUGAUGAUCUUUGUUGCUGUAUCGAUUACUGUAGGAAUGGGAAUUUCUGAGAGAGCUGCAUGGAAACAUACAUGCUGGACGAAAGGACGCGAACUAUGCGGACAACAAGCUGUGGCGAAUCUUGUCGGGGUCUGUGUAUUCUUCUACGCACUACUCGUUCUGAUACUGGUGGCGAAUCCCAGAUGGAAACGUCGCCCGUUGCCGGAAGAAGAGAGCCUUCAUCAACUCACAGCCACUACCAGUCAUGAUUAA
Necator americanus (New World hookworm) is the source of this 798-nucleotide messenger RNA. RefSeq lists its product as uncharacterized. Lineage: Eukaryota; Metazoa; Nematoda; Chromadorea; Rhabditida; Ancylostomatidae. The coding region runs from base 1 to 798 and encodes 265 amino acids. The transcript is spliced from 6 exons. The record is from RefSeq and is a predicted model, not a curated record. Gene Ontology annotation, molecular function: oxidoreductase activity.